AUGACAGAAGUACCCAGGCAAAUGAAUGGCUUACUUCGAUCAAAUAGUUUUGUGGGUGAAUAUGCCUCCCCACAAAACAUUGGCUACGCAUCUGUUGAGGCUUUGCUUAAGCAAAAUGUUCUGCUCUCUUCCAUGGGAGGUGCUGGAGCAGUCUCUCUUUCCACGCCCGCUAUCCUGCUCUGUGAGUAUUUACAGAGUGAGCUGGGAGGGCCGGGAGUGACGGUGGCAGCUGUGGGUACUGCACAGGAAUGUGGGCCUGCUGCUGCCAGGACUGGCUCCUGCCCUCGGUGCCCGGCCGGCUGUGAGGUCACAUCUCAAGAAUCUGAAGCCAAACCACUGACCUUCACAUUUGUGCCAUCCAUUGGACAACUUCCCACUCAUUUUGAGGUUGUAGAUGUCUCUAAGUUCCUUGUGACAAUUCCAGAGGAGCCAAAGAAUCUGAGCAAUCAAGAAAUUAUAAAUAAGGCUAAGCUUGUCUCUGAUGAGCUCUCCUUAAACAGCGGAGUCAGGCAAGACUGUGUGCCUGCCAUCUCUCCAGACACCACCCAAACUGUUCUGCAGUCCCUGGUAUCUAACACAAGCAAAGGAGAAAUGCAAGAGAAUGAUCUUUUUAAGGCUGAGUUUAUCCUGAUUACGGACUCCGGUGAUGAAGAUGAAGCAGGCGCUGCCUCCAUCAAUGCCCAACGGCCCUCCAAUGGCUAUGGGCCCAUCAGCGCCCAGCUGCUGGCUACAUCCCAUGUUUCCCCUGGCACGGAGUCGAGGAAACCUCCCGGCAAUGGGCAUCUUCCAAGUGCUAUGCUUUCCCACAGCACUGCUGAUCAGCAAAACCAGCAGGCAUUAGAAGAGCCAACUACGGCUGCUGGUGUGACUGAAGGGACUACUUUGGACACCCAUUCAGAGAUGUGCUCCCCUGCCCAGCUCAGACAACAAACAGAAGAGCUGUGUGCUGUCAUCGAUCAAGUCCUGCAGGACCCAUUGACCAUGCGCCGAUGUGAAUCUUCUCCAAGUUUCCUGCAGAUGAACACAGAGUCAGAUGUUGGCAAGGUGUCAACAUUGCAGAGAGCAGCUGGACGUGAAACCAGAUAUGCCAACGUUUACAAAUCAACACCAGUGGUAGCAGAGAGUCAGAUGACAAAACCUGGUGUCAUUCGUCCUGUGCUAGUGAAAGGGAAGAGUGCACAGCAAAAGGAGGAGCUCUACCAACCCAACCCUUUUAAAAAGUACCUAGAAGAGAUCAGUGAUGGAGAUAUUGAGCAGCAGCCCGGUCAUCCCAUAGUGCCUAUUCCAGAAAAUGAAACACUCAGCUCUAAGGAGGUCACAAAUCAAAGAGGUUCUGUUUAGCUGUAAUGCCUCAAAUUAGGAUCGAGAGAUAAAACCACAGAGUAUUUUUGGGCCUUUUUCUCUGCUGAGAAGGAAUCCACAAUACAAGUGUUAUCUAAAGCACCAUUUAAAAAAAAUGCUUCCAGUAUGCUAAUUGCUAAUAUUCUUUCAAAAGAUAAUUCUAUGUACUAGCAUAAUUAACCCCUGAGACACACAUACGAAUGUGCCAUAUUUAUAUACCACUUCUUGAAGUGCUUGCCAGUUUAAGAGAUGCCUAAAGUAACACAGCAUAUUUUAUUUAGAAAUAAUAUAAAAGUCGAAAUUCAAUAAAGUUGUAUUUUUGUUGCAAA
Messenger RNA from Numida meleagris (helmeted guineafowl), 1670 nucleotides. It is a transcript of the gene MLIP, whose product is annotated as muscular LMNA interacting protein. The transcript is spliced from 13 exons. The coding region runs from base 1 to 1341 and encodes 446 amino acids. Gene Ontology annotation, biological process: negative regulation of transcription by RNA polymerase II. Lineage: Eukaryota; Metazoa; Chordata; Aves; Galliformes; Numididae. Gene Ontology annotation, cellular component: nuclear envelope; PML body; sarcolemma. Gene Ontology annotation, molecular function: lamin binding; transcription corepressor activity. The record is from RefSeq and is a predicted model, not a curated record.